CGUUAACGUUGCCGGUCCCCAACACUUACAACACUCAGCGCCGCACUGCAGUGCCACUGACAUUUCUCUCCUUGGCGAUGGGCAAAAGAUGCAAUCCCUUCAAAUGCCUGCAAAUGCCGCCACUCUCCAGCCUCGAUUGCUGCUGUCACACCAAACCGACGCCAAUUCCUGGCGCAGGCAACCAAAACGUGUCGCAAAGCACAACAAUCCCUGUACAACCUCGAUAUAGCCCUCGAGCAAACCGGGAAGUUUUUAAUGCGCGGCAAUGUCGACUAUCGAGAAUCCUCAAGCCAACAACUGUAUGUAAAGAUGAAGUCAGUCAAAGCAGCGCCGGGCGAAAGCGACCUGUGGGACCAACUGAUGAGCAGUUUCCAGAUCAACGUCCCCAAAGCACCAUCCUCCUCGCCUUAUCAGGGAAAACAACAAGCGCUGGCAGCAGUUAAGAGAUCUCACGAUGGGAAGCCUUCCAAACUCCCGUCGAAGCCGAAAGAUUUUGAGAAAGAGUGGAUUGCAUCUCAUCUCACUGAAGCCAAUGGAUCGGCUGUAUCGCGGGAUAAAAUCUUCGACCGCUACGUGGAGGACUGUUGGGAACACAAGCACCCUCCGGUCAAAGCAUCCCUUUUUUCCCAGCUGAUAUCAGCGAGUUUUCCAAAUUCGCUCCUGCGGAAAUUUGGAAGCAGAGUUCAAGCGCAGUUUUAUUUCAUCGGCUUACAACUCAUUGCGGAUCUUCCCAAGCCGGUAACCCCGGCGGAAAUCCCCACUAGUGGCACUGCGCCGCAAGCCAUAAUUCCAAUCGACUCCUUAAGAUUGAUUCCGCAGCCCCAACCUGAACCAGAAAUUCAGCUAUGUCAAGUGCCGUGUGUAGCGUCACCCCGCUUGGAGGUUGUCACUUCCGCAGACGGACCGGUGAGCCUAUGCGAUGCCGACGUGGCGGUCCUGGGACAGCUGGCCGCUGAGUGCCUAUCGGCCAAGCUGGAUGUUAAAACAAAUUGGAUGCCGGUCAUUCUGUGGGAUCUGGGCCGGUGGUCUGAGGCGGUGCAAUUCGAGGCGUUGAUUGUGCAGUAUAACAUUCCUGAAGCAGAUGUUGUAAGCUUCCUCUUGUGCCUACGCAGUCAUUUACUGCUAGUAGGAACCAAGGUCACUCGUGGAGAACUUGACGAUUUGGCUACAAGUUUAACGGAAUUCUGGAUAACGUGCAACCCAAAUGUACAGAUACGGAAAAUCGUGUUGCAGCGUUUAACAAAGUGUCCCCCAAUGUGCCAUUUCAUCUCCACGGUUUACCUGCAGUUUUAUGCGAAUCUUGUGCAAGUUGUAGCACCGCGAGAUCGAAUUUUGACUCAAAACGUGCGUUUCCUGGAGAAAUUGUUGGGUGUUUUGGACAACUGGAUGGUCUGCAUGGGAAGAGCGUUUCCUGGGAUGAUUGGUGGCGCUGUGAUCGCGGCCACCUUCGGGUUCGUGUGCGUGUUGGACAAGCUACUACGGUUAAAUAACAGUUGGCGCAAGAUGCCGAAAGAGCACGGAUAUUCGCAGACGACACGAGAACUCAUGGAGCAACUUUUUACCGGUGUUUGCAUAUCAACGAAAGGUCAACUGCAAACACUAACUGUUCAGUGCGCGGAGAUCUUAUGGACGUUCAUCCAUGAGUCAGCGUCGCGUUACGGGUUCUUGUCGUCCAUUGAGGAGAUGCUGCAGAAUAGCGAUAUAGUACAACAGACCAAGGAUGCCUGGGAGAUCAUUUUGUCGGUGAUGGAAAGCAACAUUCCAUCAUUUCAUCCUAGCGAUCAUUCUGCCGUGGAAACGUUGGUGCAGUUACUGUUACAAUGCGUGGCCUAUUUUUCCGACAAAGCCACCGCCCGGGAGCAACUCUUAAGCCCAGUUGAAUAUUUUUCCAAGACCUUUGCCCAAAGCAUGCCGGCGCUAAGUAGGGAGACCGACGGAAAAGGUCACAUAGCUGUCGAUUAUUAUGUUCACUGUUUAGCACGGGGCGCACGGUGAUUGUUUGAAUGAAAAAAGUUAGCAACUUCGAGCCAGCAACACAUGUAUACUUGCGAUAAGAAAGCAAAAUGUUGUGUUGGGUUUGUAUUUCCGCUACUUUUUACCGCAAAAUUGUCGAUACCAUAAAACUUGUGUAAUUUUGUACGCUAUUUUAAUGUGUCGGAGUUUGAGAGUGUGUCAAUAUGGCCGAUAACAAACUGAACACCGUGAUAAAAGUUGCUCCUGAUUCAACACAGCGGUAUGAAUGUAUGUAAUUUGAAUACUAAUAUAAUUUUGUUAACAGCAUGAAUGUAUGUAAUUUG
Paramacrobiotus metropolitanus is the source of this 2297-nucleotide messenger RNA. RefSeq names its product DNA-binding protein RFX2-like. Gene Ontology annotation, biological process: regulation of transcription by RNA polymerase II. Gene Ontology annotation, molecular function: DNA-binding transcription factor activity, RNA polymerase II-specific; RNA polymerase II cis-regulatory region sequence-specific DNA binding. The record is from RefSeq and is a predicted model, not a curated record. Bases 256 to 1995 code for a protein of 579 amino acids. Lineage: Eukaryota; Metazoa; Tardigrada; Eutardigrada; Parachela; Macrobiotidae. The transcript has 11 exons.